GGAUAAAGUCAUAAUUUAUACUGACAGUUGUUGAUCUUGAAGGGAAAGAAAAGAAAAACUGACCAGGGAGUCAGUGACCUAUUGCUGGGAAGAAAAAGGGGCAGUCUGAGACCUCUGGGUAACAUAUUGGCAUCGCGGAAACAGAUCAGAAUCAGAGGAGGCUGAAACGACAAUGAAUGCGCCGAGCUGUCCCCGUUGUCAUCGGACCUAUGACGAGCAGAAUCGGACACCAAGGAUCUUGCCCAAAUGUGGACAUACAUUCUGCCAAGAUUGCCUGCAGAAGAUGAAAAUCUAUGGAGCAAUUCAGUGCCCGACCGACAAUGAAACCUCGAAGGUUGGGUCCUCGUCAGUGACUUCGCUUGUGAAGAAUAUGGCUCUUCUUGACCUUGUCAAAAAUUCAGGCCCUUCAGGAAGCGGGAGCAGUGGAAGUGGAGGAGGAGGUGCGCAUUUGGUUUCUUUAUCCCUUUGGGUUCUCCCAGAGAAAUUGGAGCUUGGGAGGAAGAUUGGCGAAGGGAACUUUGGUGAAGUUCGGGAAGCAAUGCUUGAUGAUGCUGGUCACAAGUGCAAAGUCGCCGUAAAAUUGUAAGCUUUAAAUCUCUUAAUUCUUUUCCACUGCGCCAAGUACAAACAUAAUAGCCCCAUAACUUUGGAAAUGCCAAAAUGGUGCGGACGAA
Messenger RNA from Chara braunii, 674 nucleotides. NCBI's taxonomy places the organism in Eukaryota, Viridiplantae, Streptophyta, Charophyceae, Charales, Characeae. The record is from the annotation of a GenBank genome assembly.